AGGAUUGGAGCAGAGACCUGCAGAAGUUUCAACUGAGUCACGUAUCAUGCUGUCAAUACUUUAAGGGUCUGCCAAAUCAGGCACUGCCAGCAAUGGAGCAUCCUGAAAGAGGAAGUGGCUUCAAAAUGAAGUCGCUCGUGCUCACUUUUUUGUUCCUGGUGAGCUUCAGCAACUCUGUUCCUGUCUCUGAGAAACAUUCUCGUAAAGCUAGAUCUUCAAGCUUUGAGUCUAUGGGAGGAUUUGCACAAGGAAGGUUGACAAAGCCUGUCCGAAGUGCUUUUCCCUACCCUGUCCGAUAUCCAGUCUACAGGUCACAAGCUUCUGCUCUUGGUCACGCUCCUGUACCCCCGCUUAUAGUUCGCCCUCCCAUCCCUCCUCCACCGCCUGCUCCCCGCUUACCUCCCAUCAUAAUUCGUCAGCCUGCCCCUCCCCCCCCUCCUCCCCGGUUACCUCCCAUUAUCAUUUCCCCACCUGCCCCUCCUCCACCAGCACCCCGGCUGCCCCCCAUCAUCAUUCGCGCUCCUGCCCCUCCUCCUCCAGUUCCCCAGCUGCCCCCCAUUAUUGUUCCUGUCCUGGUGGAGGUGGAAAUGGGGGUGGAGGAAGUGGAGGUGGCAGAAAUGGUGGAGGAUCUGGCGGAUAUGGGAAUGGAGGUGGUGGAGGAUAUGGGAAUGGGGGAGGAGGAUAUGGGGGUAGGAGAAAUGGUGGAGGAGCUGCUGGAUACGGGGGUGGGGGAGGAGGCAAUGGGGGAGGUGGCGGAUUUGGAGGUGCUGGGGGUGGAUACGGGCCUGUAG
Messenger RNA from Lepisosteus oculatus (spotted gar), 791 nucleotides. The record is from RefSeq and is a predicted model, not a curated record. NCBI's taxonomy places the organism in Eukaryota, Metazoa, Chordata, Actinopteri, Semionotiformes, Lepisosteidae.